Pogona vitticeps (central bearded dragon) is the source of this 3138-nucleotide messenger RNA. RefSeq names its product MDM2 binding protein (gene MTBP). Gene Ontology annotation, cellular component: kinetochore. Gene Ontology annotation, biological process: traversing start control point of mitotic cell cycle; regulation of protein ubiquitination; protein localization to kinetochore. NCBI's taxonomy places the organism in Eukaryota, Metazoa, Chordata, Lepidosauria, Squamata, Agamidae. The record is from RefSeq and is a predicted model, not a curated record.
GGCUGGUCUUGGGCCAUGGACCGGUACCUUCUCUUCAUGAGCUGGCGGGGACGGCGAGGCGAGGCGGGAUCCGGAGGCGUCCCAGAUUUGACGGCGGAAAGUAUUUAUAAGUUGCUGGAAGCAAACUGCACUGCCUGUCUAAACACAAAACAUCAUGACUUUCCAGCUUGUUCACUUCUUGGAAUUCCAGAUGUGAAGGAAUGGUAUUUUGCAAUUCAGUCAAUAUGUGGAUUUUCUCAGUUCUGUAGUUCUGACUGGGAGAAUGUCCAAUUUGAUCUACAAACAGACCAAAGCAAAAAUUCUAUUCAAAGAGAAAUUGAAGAAUGCCUUGGCGAUGUCCAAAGUUUAGAGGAAGAUAAUAAUAGCCGGGAAUCCCUAUCACUCAUUGAUCUCUAUGAAGACGCUGCAGAAAAUAUCCAUCUAUUGGCAGAUAAGCUUCCUGCUCCUGGAAAAGCAAUGAUUGAUAUAAUAUUGCAGUCUUCAGAAAGAGAUGCCCCCUGUUUAAAAGAUUGUUUACCUGUCAUUGGGGCCUUGAAACACUUGAGAGAGUGGCAUGCAGCAAAAAUCACAAUUGUAGCAAAGGAAAGUAAAACUUGGCAAAAAAUCGCGGACUAUCUCUCUGCUGAUGUUGUGGUGCCAGAAAACCUAUCAAGUAUCAUUGAUUCAAGAGAAUUGUGGAGAGGAAAAAUUCAGAUAUGGGAGCAUAAGUUUCGGUCUGAAAUUACUUUCCCAGACUUCUGUAUAAAAGGGAUUGCAUCAGAAAAGCCACCCAGUGCCACGUAUUUUAAUACUUUCUGUGCUGCCAAUGAAACUGAACAGACAAAGAGUUUUAAUGAUCAUUUGCGAGAGGUUUUCCAUUAUUAUGGCCCUGCAUUAAAAUUUGUCAGGAUGGUGCUGCUGUCUCAGUUGCCUUCAUUUUUAGUUUCAUAUCUUCAAUUUGAACUAAGUUUGGCAGGAAAUGAUGUUGAGGAGAAGUGUACAUUAUUUUGGGAUCAGAUUUCUUCAUUGCAUGGAAAGGUAGGGGCUUUAUUUGUAUUGCCUUGCAGUGUGAGUGCCAUGUCGAUCCCUUUGCCAAGCCAGUUGAGUGUGAAGAAAUGGAAGGAAUAUAUAGCUCAGAAACCCAAAAUCAUUAAUGUUCCAGAAGUUGAAUUGAAAGGAGAAACUUGCAACUAUUAUUUCUUAGUACAAGGCAAUGACUGUGGAGGAUGUAAAGCAACAUUGAUCUAUUCUGCCAGUCAGAUCAACGGCUCAAUAACUUUUGCAGAAACUAUUGGAAAACUUACCACAAAUACAGGAGAAGCAGGAGCAGAUUUGUUUGAAGAAUGCAUCAGAUCUCUCCCACAUUUCCACGGAGAACAGAUUUUACAAAGGGAGAAGAAACUGGCUUGCGUCCAAGCAUUGGCUUUGAAUCAUUGCCUGAAAAGGCAGGACUGUAUGAGACAACAGCUGGAGCCUUUAGCUGAUGAACUGAAAAGUCUGCUAACGAAUAACAGAGAAUGUUUCCUAGAGUUGUGGAGUGCUAGCCAUCCAAAUAACAUCUGUCUAGUAGCAACUGCUGAAACAAAAGGCCAAGACAUCAUUUAUGAUUUGGAGCUAAAAGACUCAAAUUCAUUGCAGUGGCCAGAGAGAAGUGUCCUUCAGAAUUUAGAACAUUUUGAAAAAAUUAAACAAAAAACAAGAGUUUCUGAACAACUUAUGGGCCGGAAAGAUAGCCAAAAGGGCUCAAUGGCAUUGCUUGAUGCUAAGGAGCUGUUGAAGUAUUUCACCCCAGAAGGGCUACCUGUUGGGGAUCUGCAGCCUUUACACAUCCAAAAAAGUGACAAUGCUUUUCGUCUGACACCAAAACUGACGCCUCGAAAACUGAGAAGUUUGCCUUUUGAAAAAGCUGCCGACUGCCAUUACCAUGGCCUUGAAUACUGCCUAGAUAACAGAAGAGCUCUGGAAAAGGAUAUGGAAUUUGCUGAACUCCAGACCCGGCUUAUCCGUUACGAAACUCAGACGACCUGUGCCAAGGAGAGCUGCCCCGUGCCGUUUGCCUUGAGCCCUCUGCCAUCUCCUGGGGUUUUGUCAGAGCCUGGAAGCAUCCCAGAUGGGGAAGCCUUGCCAAGAGAACUCCACUCACAGGCUUCCAGGCUAAAACGCAGACCCAAAGACCUGACUAGCAUUCAUCCAAAAAAGCGGUUAGUGAAAUCUGAAAGUACAGACUCUCUCUUGUCCCAGGCCAGUGUAAGCAGCGGGAGUUGCCCAGGAAUGGCCACAAGAUCAUGUCUGGAGACAUCGGUCUCUCUGUCUUCUGUAACUGUUAGACAUCAUCAGGUGUGCAAUGUAACCACCAAGAGCAGCUCAGGAAGCCAGAAGUGUGCUAAAAGGGCAGAAGUAUUGAAGGCCACCAAAGAAUCAAGAUCUCAGAAGCAUACACGGAUGCUGAAGGAAGUGGUGACAAAAACACUUGAGCGUCACGGCAUCGUUGAAGACCACAAGUGCUUUGCCGCCUGUAGCCAACGUCUGUUCGAGAUAUCCAAAUGCUAUUUGAAGGAUUUGAAAACAUCUAGAGGUCUUUUUGAUGAAAUGAAGAAAGCUGCUAACAGCAAUGUUAAACAGGUGAUUGAAUGGGUUUUAGAAAAGAACAAGGACACGUGACGUGUGCCGGAGAACUUGACGUUCUGUGGAGCCUUCUUUGAGUAAGCUCAGUACAUUAAAUGGACGGCUUGGAGUGCCUAAUUAGUAACAAUGCAAGUGCCUACAAUCAACGUGUAGCAAAAUCUGCAUUAUUACUUUUAAGUGAGAGAGUUUUUGUAUAUAGAAUAUUUAUUAUGUCCUAUUGUAUAAAAAUAAAUUUUCUUUGUGUAUGUAUGGUUUGUACAGUUAUUUAGACUGAUUUAAAAGAAUCUCAAGUCUGUAUGGGUUAAGAUACUAAACCAUUAAAGUUUUACAAGAUGGGAAAAUGUUCUUAUACAUUGUAAGAAAUUCCUGCCAGGACCCGUCACUUUUAUUGAAUAACCUUAAAUCUGGAAUAAAUUGAAAGGUCAUGAAAAGAAACACCCUUCCUUUAAAAGUUACAACCAACCUCUUAUUCACAGAUCAGUCCCCAUGAUCCACACUGAGGAAUGGUACAGCACAGGAAAAAUACACUACAGU